This is a messenger RNA of Diaporthe batatas, 1709 nucleotides long. RefSeq lists its product as uncharacterized. The coding region runs from base 191 to 1270 and encodes 359 amino acids. The record is from RefSeq and is a predicted model, not a curated record. Lineage: Eukaryota; Fungi; Ascomycota; Sordariomycetes; Diaporthales; Diaporthaceae. The transcript is spliced from 4 exons.
CACGUCUAAGCCGCCCCCACCAAGCCCACCAAGGCCACUGGAGAGCAGGCUUGACCUUUUGUUGCCUGCCCCGCCAUCAAUGUGGUUCAUUUCAUCCCUGGCCCCCUUCCAAAAGUUGUAAGUGGCCAAAUUCUAUUCAAAUCUUUUCUAAGUACACAUAUCAAAAGCCCAAAGCCCCUUUCACUUGAAAAUGCCCACCGAGCUUGAAGAGCUUGUCGGCUUCAUCGCCAGCCCGAACCCACAGAUUAGGGCAGUUGCCGUGGAGAACCUCGUUGGUUACUCAACAGCACAACCGUCCAUUUUCAAGAUCAACCAAUUGGUCCCAGUCAAGAACCUCAAAGUUCUGAUACAGGACCGUCCACAAAUCGCCCAGCAUGCACUGACGAUAUUAGUAAAUAUCGCCGCGGACACCGAGGUCCUCGACUUCCUGGCCACAGAUAAAAAAUUCCUCGAUGUUGUGUUCUCGCGAAUAACGAACCCUGCAGAGCCUAAUGCAAAUCUUCUGGCAAUGCUGCUAGCGAAUUUGGCCAAGUGGGAUGGACUGAAAAAUAUCAUCAACCGGAAGCAGAAGGCGCCCGAAGGGCUGGCAUCAGACGACCUGGUCAUUAAUCAGCUGGUCGACCUCUUCGUGAAGGGCGCCGAUGGAUCCUAUAACAAGGAUGCCGAUUAUGACUACCUUGCGUAUCUGUUUGCUGACCUUGCUAAGCACCCAGAAGUCAGACAGUAUUUCGUCAAGCGGCAAGAGUACGAUUCUGUGAUUCCUUUGACGAAACUCAAGGUUUUCACCGAGCACAAGUCCGACAUCAGGCGCAAAGGAGUGGCGAGUACCAUCAAGAAUGUUGCUUUUGAUGUCCCCUCUCACCCUCUGUUCUUCUCCGAGGAUGAGAUUCAUGUUUUCCCGUACAUUCUGCUGCCGAUAAUGGGCAGUGAGGAAUACGACGAGGAUGAUAUGAUGGCAAUGCUACCGGAGCUGUCAUUGCUGCCACCAGACAAGGAGCGUGAACGCGACCCCAGCAUCAUCCAGACACAUGUGGAGACCUUGAUGCUAUUCACUACGACUCGAGAAGGGCGAGACAAGAUGAGAGAGAUCAAGGUCUACCCCAUCGUCCGAGAGACACACCUGCGUGUCAAAGAGGACGGCGUGAAGCUGGCUUGCGAGCGGUUAGUCCAGGUGCUAAUGCUAGAUAAUGAAGUCGAGGAGGAGACACCACGUGUUGUGGAGUUGGAUGAUGACGACGACGACGACGAUGGGAAGGUGGUAGAGGUAUAAUCGCGAACUUCAGUCAAGAGAGCUCUUGCAAGCUCCGGAUACCGCGGCUACCUUGGGACUCCGCGCCCAAUCCAUCUCGGUCAACUGAAUGAGGUGUAAGGGGCACGCGGCCAUGAAUUCAUCGCGACGCAUUAACGCCAGUUCCGCGUGAAUCGGCGGCACUCUGCGCUGGCUUCAGCCCCGGCUGAUCUGCGCGGCUCUGCGUGUAUUUGUCUACUGGAUUGGGGACCGAACCCAGAGCGCGAAAUAUGCGGUCUGCCGCUUGAUUGGUGGUAGCUUGUGGCUACCUCGUGGAAAUAGCACCCUCAAUUCAGCCUGUCACGAGAGGGUCGGGCGGCCCGGUAGCUGGUCUUCCAAAUAUCAUGGGAGACCUGGUCGUACUGGCUGACUGGCAGACCAUGACAGGUGGCAUGACAGAGAAAGGUACCGCGCUAUAGAG